AUGCAGGUGCAAACGCCACUUGCGCAUGGAUUAUCGGAAAUGCUUGCCCGGGCUUCGAUGAGUCGGUCUGGACCAUCGUUGGGAGUUCCUGGAAUCUCUUUGGUGCAUGCAAAGAAGGAGGAGGAUGUUGCGGGGAAUAUAAAUGAAGACUUUCCAAUGGUUUCAGAGGGAACACAGUCUCAUACUUCCUCUUUCAAUUCAUCUUCGGCUUCGUCCUCAAGAGAUAGUAUACCAUACCCGGACUUCAAAUCUUUAUCAUCACCAUCAUCAUCAUCAGCCUUCGGAACACAGAACGGAAGCAAUAUGUUGGUUGCGGAGUCUCUCAUCUUCUUUGCUACGGCAUGCAUUUUAUAUAUUCUCGGCUCUCAACGAAAGACUCACACACGACGUCCUCAGAAUGGAAGUCAUAAGAGAACUUCUCCUUCUACAAAUUCAUCAUCAAACAUUACAAAGUUCCUCCAUAACCCUCUCGCCCAAAUUUCCCACCUACUAUCAUGUAGCUCAUCCACAUCAUCUACCUCUCUCCCCACUCCACCCCAGCAACCACCCAAAACCCAACCUGGUCCUCAGAAACCAGCUUAUGUUCUCCCACCGCUCAAACCCACCUCUCCCCAUCCAACCUCAAUGGGUCUCAAGCGUCUCGAUAAAUCCAAUUGGCUCACCAUCGACUCCACCUAUCUCCCCGAGCAUGAACUCCGCGCUUCACUCCUCGAAACACAUGGGCCAUGCGUCUUGCAAGUCCUACCCCCCGCCGUCCCAGCCACGUACGAACUCCUCGAAAUGGUCAUUGAGUUUCUCCUAGAACGAUAUCCGGAUGAUUUCUCCCUCGUGGAUGAAAACACAAUCCUCAACAAGUUAACCGGAGAGCAAUCCAUCAUUGGAUCGAAAUGUGAAAAUCCCCUCGAGACAGCCGCGCGUCUCUGCAUGGAAGAUUUCAAUCUCCUACUACAAGAUCCAUCCGAAGAAGACGGAGAAUGGAAAUUAAUGGCUUCCGCCACGCUCUUUCCCGCAGGUUGGAAAUUGCAGGAGAGAAUUGGUAGUAAUAUGGCUGUACUACACAAACCCGUCCCAGGAUGGAAAGAAAAGCUAGGAAAGAGUGUCAAUCGAUACUUCACCCAUCUCACCCCCCGCACCUGCAUGGAACGCUCCAACCUCUUCAUCCAAGCCACCCCCAUCCUCUUCCAAGACAUUCCCGAAGCCCCUCCCUCCCCCUCUUCCCCCCUCACUCCCUCCGACAUCUACAUCCGUCGCGAACGACAAACCUUUACCCGUCUCCCGAAAUCCAACGCGGUGCUGUUUACAGUACGCACGUAUAUGGAGAGAUUAGUAGAUGUGAAUAGUGCGGAUGCGGAAGCGAUGGCGAAACAGAUUCGCGGGUGGGAUGGGGAGUUGGCGAAGUAUAAGGGCGUGGGGAUUUGGGGGAUGUGA
Molecule: messenger RNA, 1428 nt
Organism: Botrytis fragariae
Lineage: Eukaryota; Fungi; Ascomycota; Leotiomycetes; Helotiales; Sclerotiniaceae
Exons: 2
Coding region: 1-1428 (475 amino acids)
Source: RefSeq, a predicted model, not a curated record